AUGGGUGAAAAUAAAUUUGACGGUUUGUCUUUUUUUGAAAAUAAUGAAUUCCAGAAUAUGAAUUUUAUAAGGGGUUCUAUGGAUAAUAAUCGUAAUGAUGAAGAAAAAGGGUUAAUACAGAAAGCUAUAGAUUUAUCAAAAAAAGGAGCAGAAACAUUACAGAAAGGUUUAAAAGAAAAGUUAGGAAAAAAUAAUUUGAAUGAUGGAGCUUCUAUGGUAUCUAAUUCAACAACAGCUGAAAGUGGUUCCAUGUUUUCAAAUUUUCCUUUAUUUAAUAAUAAUAAUCAGAAUAGAGAAAAUGAAACAAGUUCAUUUUUUGCUUUUACAACUUUAGUAUCUUAUAAAAACUUUCCAUUAUUCUGUAUUUUAUUUGGUAUCAGUGUUUUAUUUAUGAUUCUAUCAUUUUUUACAUUACCUAUGAUAGUAAUAACACCAAGACAAUUCGGUUUCUUCUUUACUGUAUCUUCAAUAUGUUUUGUUUCAUCCUUAGCUUUCUUGAAGGGAUUUUCUAAUUUGUAUCAUCACUUAAUGGAAAAACAACGCCUCCCUUUUACAACGGCCUACAUUUUAUCAUUAGUAUCAACCUUAUAUUUUACUCUUAUUAAUCCCUUAUAUUUACUGGCAUUAAUUACAUCAGUUAUUCAAAUGUUAGCCCUUAUAUCCUUUCUUGUUUCCUACAUACCAGGUGGAGCAGGAGCCAUCAAAAUGCUUCUUAAUGCUAUUUAUUCUUAUGUUAAAAAUUUAUUUAGAAGAAGCAAUACUUCAGAUUUACCCUUUUAA
This is a messenger RNA of Plasmodium gaboni, 780 nucleotides long. RefSeq names its product putative protein transport protein SFT2. The coding region runs from base 1 to 780 and encodes 259 amino acids. NCBI's taxonomy places the organism in Eukaryota, Apicomplexa, Aconoidasida, Haemosporida, Plasmodiidae. The record is from RefSeq and is a predicted model, not a curated record. Gene Ontology annotation, biological process: vesicle-mediated transport. The transcript is spliced from 4 exons. Gene Ontology annotation, cellular component: membrane.